Molecule: messenger RNA, 1459 nt
Organism: Rhinopithecus roxellana (golden snub-nosed monkey)
Lineage: Eukaryota; Metazoa; Chordata; Mammalia; Primates; Cercopithecidae
Gene: HTR1F
Product: 5-hydroxytryptamine receptor 1F
Exons: 3
Coding region: 282-1382 (366 amino acids)
Biological process (GO): G protein-coupled receptor signaling pathway, coupled to cyclic nucleotide second messenger; chemical synaptic transmission
Cellular component (GO): plasma membrane; dendrite
Molecular function (GO): neurotransmitter receptor activity; G protein-coupled serotonin receptor activity
Source: RefSeq, a predicted model, not a curated record
GCCCCGAAAGCUGGCGACAGGCGCCACUGUCCUCCCGCCCUGUGGGGUCGCCCCUGCCCUCCAGCGCCCCGGGGCUGGGGGCGCCACCUUGCCAGCUCCGACUGCUGCAGGGAGAGCCCGGGGAGGAGUUUAGGGGAGAAUGAAUUGGACUGUAAGCCUUUCAUGAACUUCUCAAAAGAACAGGAACAUGAGGAGGCAAAAUGGUGAUGCAAACCCACAGUUCAGUCUACCACAAUAUGAUAUCCAUUUUUCAGCUACAUUAAUCUUUUAAAACAAAGAAAAUGGAUUUCUUAAAUUCAUCGGAUCAAAACUUGACCUCAGAGGAACUGUUAAACAGAAUGCCGUCCAAAAUUCUGGUGUCCCUCACUCUCUCUGGGCUGGCACUGAUGACAACCACUAUCAACUCCCUUGUGAUUGCUGCAAUUAUUGUGACCCGGAAGCUGCACCAUCCAGCCAAUUAUUUAAUUUGCUCCCUUGCAGUCACAGAUUUUCUUGUGGCUGUCCUGGUGAUGCCCUUCAGCAUUGUGUACAUUGUGAGAGAGAGCUGGAUUAUGGGGCAAGUGGUCUGUGACAUCUGGCUGAGUGUUGACAUCACCUGCUGCACGUGCUCCAUCUUGCAUCUCUCAGCUAUAGCUUUGGAUCGGUAUCGAGCGAUCACAGAUGCUGUUGAGUAUGCCAGGAAAAGGACUCCAAAGCAUGCUGGCAUUAUGAUUACAGUAGUUUGGAUUAUAUCUGUUUUUAUCUCUAUGCCUCCUCUAUUCUGGAGGCACCAAGGAACUAGCAGAGAUGAUGAAUGCAUCAUCAAGCACGACCACAUUGUUUCCACCAUUUACUCAACAUUUGGAGCUUUCUACAUCCCACUGGCAUUGAUUUUGAUCCUUUACUACAAAAUAUAUCGAGCAGCAAAGACAUUGUACCACAAGAGACAAGCAAGUAGGAUUGCAAAGGAGGAGGUGAAUGGCCAAGUCCUUUUGGAGAGCAGUGAGAAAAGCACUAAAUCAGUUUCCACACCGUAUGUACUAGAAAAGUCUUUAACUGAUCCAUCAACAGACUUUGAUAAAAUUCAUAGCACAGUGAGAAGUCUCAGGUCUGAAUUCAAGCAUGAGAAAUCUUGGAGAAGGCAAAAGAUCUCAGGUACAAGAGAACGGAAAGCAGCCACUACCCUGGGAUUAAUCUUGGGUGCAUUUGUAAUAUGUUGGCUUCCUUUUUUUGUAAAAGAAUUAGUUGUUAAUGUUUGUGAAAAAUGUAAAAUUUCUGAAGAAAUGUCCAAUUUUUUAACAUGGCUUGGAUAUCUCAAUUCCCUUAUAAAUCCACUGAUUUACACAAUCUUUAAUGAAGAUUUCAAGAAAGCAUUCCAAAAACUUGUGCGAUGUCGAUGCUAGUUUUAAAAAUGUUUAUUAUUGAAGGAUGGGGGUUUUUGAGGGGAGGAGUAACUAGAUGAAUGCUAAAUAAUAAAACA